Symbiodinium necroappetens is the source of this 702-nucleotide messenger RNA. Lineage: Eukaryota; Dinophyceae; Suessiales; Symbiodiniaceae. The record is from the annotation of a GenBank genome assembly.
AUGGAGCGCGGUCAAGCAGAUGGCGUUGCCUUGGGAGCCAGCUUGGAUGCAGAAGACCGGCAGAAGCUGCUGGAGGACAUGCAAGAAGUCAGUGCAGCACUGGCACGCAUGGCCCGUGAGACGAGUCCAGGUCCUCCGGCAGCAGGCCCAGAGGCUGGUAUUGGUCCAGUCCCGGAAGAGCUAGAGGGGGCUGGUCAAGAAGCGGAAGCACCCGCAGAGCCAGCAGAAGAAGCAGCAGAGCCAGAGGUCAAGCCUCGGUUGUUGGGCACGGCGCUCUUGGCAGAUGUUUGCCGUCGCCUUCGCCAGGCUGCUGAGCAGAUGUUCGAGACCGAGUUGACGGAGGAUGGACCCGGAGGCAAUGUUGCCUGGUAUCUCACCAGAGCCCUUGGCAGAGGGCUCAGCUGUGUCGUGUCCCCACUGCCACGCUUCGAGCUGAACGCGGUGGAUGCCACCGAAGGGACAGCGCUGCACUUUGCGUGCAGCCGAGAGCUGGGCAAUGCUGCCCUGGCCUUGCUGGCAUGUGGGGACUUUGACCUCUCUGUUCCAAAGGUUCGGGAGAGAGAUGGCAGCACAGCUCUGCAUCUGGCGGCAGCUAGCGGCCUUGAAGCUGUGGUGCAGGCUUUGGUGAACCGCGCCGACUUCGCAGAUUUCAUGGGCACCGUGGACAAAGCGCCUCGGAGAACAGAGGUCAUGCCGAGAUGA